AUUACCUGUUCCACCAGAACUGAUGUGAGCGCGAGUUUGCGAGCACAUGCCACGUUUGGAGAGGAGCCAAAUCAGAACUACUGUCUGUACACUACCAACAACAGGAGCCCGAGAGGACCAUUUUAAUUGAAUCCACCUUCAAAUAAACAACUCAGCCAAGUGUUUUAACAAACCUCUGAAGCAAGCAGCCGACUGAGGAUCUGAAAAAAGCCGCAAGGAUGCACUUGUUGUCCGCCAGCUGUGUGUGUGCCCUCUUCAUCACCGUGCUUCUCCGCCAAGUCACCGGUUUGGAGACGGUUAUCGGCCUAUAUGGGGAAACACUGGAAAUCCCGUGCAACAAUGUAGCACUGAAUUCAGAGGACAUCCGGAUCACUAAAUGGAAAUAUGACAAAGGAGAGGGACUUUCAGGAGACCUACUGGUCAAGCUGAAAAACCAGAAUUUCUCAAUCAGCACCACUGAUGAAUAUGAGGGCCGUGUAAGCAUGGCUGCAAACAGGAGCCUGCUUCUUUCUGCUGCCAAGCUGAGUGACCAACGCACUUUCACCUGCAUGGUGGUGGCUGAUAUGGACAUUUCCGAAUAUCCAGUUAAUGUAGUGAUCCACAAGACACCGGAAGGCCUGGAGAUUUCUGACAAAGCAGAGGAACUAGAAAUUGGCAAACUUACGAAGCUUGGAAAAUGUGUUGCAAAGGACUCCAAUCCGGCGGCAAAUAUCAUAUGGCUAAAAAACAAGAAACCUCUGUUGGCUGAUGGAAAAGGGAUUUCCAUCCAGGCCUCUGUACUGGUAGACCCUGAUACUGGCCUUUCAACCACCUCCUCCGUACUUGAGUACUCGGCGCAGAAGGAAGACACGGAUGCUGUGUUCACAUGCAGUACUGAGCACACUCUGGCCGCAGAUAUGGAAUCCUCUCCAGCAACCUUCAGUAUCACCUACUCCACAGAGAACAUCGUCCUUCAGGUCACUGAUCAGGCUUCUCUGGUAGAAGGAGGCAGUAUGACCCUGAAGUGUGUGGCCGACGGGAACCCAGCUCCUACCGCCUAUAACUUCCAUCUUAAGGGAGAGAUGGUGAAAGUGGAAAACGCAGAUUCUUACACCAUCACUAAUGUCACUCGCAACACCACCGGUGAAUACAAAUGCUCUCUCGUUGAUGACCCAACAAUGGAAGCAUCUAAGGACAUCACAGUGAACUACCUAGACAUCAAUUUAAGCCCCUCUGGAAAUAUCGUCAAGAGUGCCGGUGAAGCAUUGCAUCCAAAUCUCCAGAUUGAUUCCUCCGGAGACACAAAGGUCUCCUGGACAAAGGACGAUGUUAAAUUGGAGAAAGAGCCCAAGUUUGCCAAGCUGACUUUCGCUGACUCUGGCCUCUAUGAGUGUGAGGUAACGCUUGGGCUCCUCAACCAAAAAGCUUUUAUUGAGCUGACUGUUGAAGGUGCUCCGGUAAUCACAAAGCUGAUCAAGGUGCGUGGCGAAGACGGCACACAUGAAGAACUGAUUUGUGAGGUUGAAGGCUCUCCAAAGCCAACUGUUUCAUGGAGCAUCAAUGGGACCCUGAUUGAUGAGACUGCCUCUGACAAUGGAAAGAUAGCACAAAAGAUCAAAGUGGUGCCUACUGCAAAUCUGACUGUCUCUUGUAUGGUGUCCAAUGAACUUGGCAUGGCUAGCAAAACUAUAAAUGUGUCAUCCAUAAUUGAGGAGGUGAGAAUGGAUAAAAAAGCUCAAUCAGAUGAUAAUGACCAAACCAAGUUGGUGGUUGGAGUUGUUGUCGCCCUCCUUGUCGCCACUUUAGUUUUAGGCCUGGCCUAUUGGGUCUACAUGAAGAAAUCCAAGCAAGGAAGCUGGAAGACUGGUGAAAAGGAGAACGGGUCUUCUGAGGAAGAGAAAAAACUGGAGGAGAAAGUGGAGGAGAACAGCCAAAAAGCUGAGGUUUAAAAGAAACGGCAACCAUCCGGUGGGAAUGUGAAAGUGAGAACGUGGAACUUUUGCACAUUUCUCCUCACCUCUUUCUUCUGGGGAAAAAAACAACGACUGUACAUUGGGAUGAAGACGAUUUGGAUUUGGUUUCAGGGAGCAUUUUACUUAAAAAACAUAUCCAACCCCCCCAUCCACCUGAGCUCCUCAAACCUUCACCCCUCCUAGCCUAAAAAAAGAUGAAUGGAUACUGUAUGUGAUAUACAUAACUUGUCUGCACUACUGAUACAUGUGUAAACUUGUCUACUCUUAGGAUUCAUGUUUGUUAGAAUGGAAUUUGGGAAAAAAAUGUUUGGGUUUUGUUAGUUGAUGCAAGUAGAAUUACUACUAGCCCAGUUGCCUUUGCUGUCAGGAUGGGUAGGCCGGAAUUAAUCUGAAUCGUUGGCCUUUGGAGACAUAGCAGGGACAAAGAGACACCACCGCCAUUGCUUCUUAGCUUCACGCCAUCAUAGUCAAAACACUUCUGCCUUCAACAUCACUGUAGUAUAUAUGUUUAUUUGUGCAUUGAUUUCAGUUUGUUCAUUCAGGUAUAAAAAAUGUUGAAAUAGAGAGAGAGUUCCCGAAAGAGCUUUGGGUAUAUUGUUAUACUCUGCAUUAGUUAUAGAUGGUAAUAUGAUUUACAUGUUGGAAGUAAGCAAUGUGCCACAGAGUUCUUUGGCAUCACCUGAUUUGUUGGUUUGGGUUUUUGAUUGUGUGCAAAGUAACCAGGAAAGAAACAAAAGAAACUCAGCUAAUUUCUGCCUGUUUCUUUUUUCAUUCAACAUAACCACUGCAUACCACAAGCAGGUAGAUUAUUGACAGAAUGUACAGCAUAACUCGCCUCAUAUAACUGGCUAUAAUUUGACUGUACAGAUUGUUUUACAUAAAGCCAUUGUUUGUUUUCCUGCAAGAACAAGUCCUUGAGCCUGUAGCAAGGAAAUUAUCUUUUAGUUUAAAGUGGAUUCACAUGUGUGUGCUUCAUCAGUGUUGAAGUACAAUUGUAGCUAUGGGAUCAUUUUGUAAUGGAGCACACAAAGAGGACAAGGUGUUUGUGUCAAAGUAGCCGCCAUUAUAUGUUUGCCUUCUUUUGAAAAUCUACCUGUAAUUGCUUCAGUUUGUCAUGUGCACUCAUGUUUUCAUGUCAGAUUUGUGUAGAAUACAAUGGAAUAUGCGCCGCUGUACAUGUCACUAACUUGGUCCCUUUAGGAGCAUUUACUGAAUUUGAAACUGUAUCAAACCCAGGAUGUAAUUGUGAAGUAUGUGAAUUUCUUUUCUUUUUGCUAUUUAUAUUGUACAAGAUGAAAUUUCCUGGUAAGCAAAUUCAAUAAUUGUCACAUAACUCAUAACUUGGAUUGAAACGUUGUUAAAUUGCUUGCAGACUUUACAAAAAUGUAAUUAAGUUGUGAUCAGUAGGUUGCCCAGGGUCUGCUUGAAUGAUCAUCUCAGACCUCCAAGCAGCUGUUUAUAGCCUACCAUGUGUACAACCAUCAAAUUGGAAGAAUGACCAAAGAAAGUGAACAUUGCCAUGGAAGUAUUGUAAAUACCUGAUGUUUGUUUUUGUACUUUUGUUUAAAAUAAAGUGUACAUUUGAAAAAUUA
This is a messenger RNA of Eleginops maclovinus (Patagonian blennie), 3544 nucleotides long. RefSeq names its product CD166 antigen homolog. The transcript is spliced from 16 exons. Gene Ontology annotation, cellular component: adherens junction. Bases 219 to 1928 code for a protein of 569 amino acids. Gene Ontology annotation, biological process: heterophilic cell-cell adhesion; homophilic cell-cell adhesion. The record is from RefSeq and is a predicted model, not a curated record. Lineage: Eukaryota; Metazoa; Chordata; Actinopteri; Perciformes; Eleginopidae.